GCUCCAGCGCACCCGGCUCAGGGGCGCUCGGGAAGGAGCCAAACGAAUCUGGGCUGGGAACAAACCCGAGGGUGCCCGGCUACGCCUGAGCCGUGCUCCGGUCACGCGUGGGGGGAUCUCGGCUCAGGCUCCAGCGGGUGCCGGGCUCUGGGACUGGCCGCGCUGCCUGGGGGCGGGUUCCCGGGAGUGGCGGGGUCUCCCCCGCGCCCCACGGCGGAGUUUGUAAACACGCAGGGGGCGGCCGCCACUCCAGCCUGCGCCCCCGAGACGGGCCGGGAGGCGAACGGGGAGCCCCGGCGGGAGGCUCGGCCUUUGUUCGCGGCUCGCGGGGAGGCUGCUCGUCAGCGGGUCCCGGUAACGAUCCUUUGCCCAAGCGGCGCCUCCCUCCUCGCUUCGCCCCCGGCUGUGACCGGCCUCUGCCAGCCGCGGCUCCGCGACGAGACCUGGCCUGAGCCGGGGGGAGGGGUCCCUGGGCCCCGGGGCGGGGAGCUGCGGGCUCCCCAGGACUGGGGCUGAUCUGGGGGCGCCGGGCGCAGAGUCCCCAGACUGGGCUCUUGCAUUGACACGGGGCGAGCCGAGUAAAGCCCCCCCCGGAGCGGGCUCCCCCCACGGGCUGCGGGAGGGGGGAGCCCCGGCCCUGGCAAAUCCUCUCCCGGGUCAUGUUUAAUCCGGCCCGGUGCAGCUGGCAGGGCUGAAGUUCACCCGCCGCAGGGUGUUUGUGCCAAGCGCUGGGGCCUGGGGGGGCCCAGCCGGCCCUUCCUUUCCCAGGACCCAGCUCCCUGCUGGACAUGGGCCUCUUCCUUCCCGUGGCUGGCGCGGGGCCAGGGGAAGGCGCCAGGGGCACGGGGAAGCGCGUGCACCGGCAGGAAGCCUGUUGACAAACACCUCGGUGGGGCAGCUGCAGGAGGCAGGAUGUGGGGCUAGCCCUGGCCAGGCUGUGCGAAUCUGCCCCCCUCCCGCCCCGGUCAGCUCCAGGUGUGGGACUGAUGGGGGAGGCAAGUCCCAGCAGGUUUGGGACCCUCUGUCUGUGCCUUGGGACAGGGCAUGGGCACCAAGCUGGCACACCGGGGGAGGGUUAUGCCCCACACAGGCAUAUAAUUGGGGGGGUUCAUCUGUCACGUGUCCCCCCUGGAAUCCCCCCUUCCCCAGUUGGGAGCUGCCACCUGUGCAAAGAAACAAAGAACUGGCUGCAACUGAGGUCCAACCACUGCAGGCUCUGUCCCCUGGGACCAGCCCCCAGAGCUGGUACCACUGCCCAGUCACACCUCUGCCCACCUCAUCAAUUACUUAAAUGUUGGCAUAGAAAGUAUGCUUAAGUUUGCAGAUGAUACCAAACUGGGAGGGAUUGCAACUGCUUUGGAGGACAGGGUCAAAAUUCAAAAUGAUCUGGACAAAUUGGAGAAAUGGUCUGAGGUUCCUAGCGGACGACUACACAGUGGAGGUCCGGCUCAAUGACUACCUGGACAUCAUCUGCCCGCACUACGAGGAGGGCAGCGUGACGCCUCGCGCCAUGGAGCGCUACACCCUCUACCUGGUGGAGUACGAGGAGUAUGUGGCCUGCAAGCCCCACUCCAAGGAGCAGAUCCGCUGGGAGUGCAACAAGCCAGCUGCCCUGCAUGGCCCCGAGCGGUUCUCCGAGAAGUUCCAGCGCUUUACGCCCUUCACCCUGGGGAAAGAGUUCAAGGAGGGACACAGCUACUACUACAUCUCAAAGCCAAUUCACCACCAUGGCGACGGCUGCCUGAAGCUGAAGGUGACUGUGGCUGGCAAAGCCACUGGGAUGCUGCCCGUCCACACCCCAAUGCAGAAGGGGGGGAUCCAGGCAGAUGACGCGGACGUGCAGGUCCUGAGGAGUGUGGGCCAGAACUCGGCGCUGCGGAGCAGCAGCCCUGUCACCUUGCUCAGCCUCCUGCUGCCCCUGCUGGUGCCGCAAGGCCUGUGAGGUGGGAGCCUGGCUGAGCGGCACGGACUGAACCGCUGGAUGGCGGCUGCUGCUGGGAUUGGACCCUGUGGCCCAGAGAUGUGCAGGCCCCCGGCUGGGCUGUUGCAAACACUCACGUGUG
Gopherus flavomarginatus (Mexican gopher tortoise) is the source of this 2063-nucleotide messenger RNA. RefSeq names its product ephrin A1 (gene EFNA1). The record is from RefSeq and is a predicted model, not a curated record. Gene Ontology annotation, biological process: axon guidance; ephrin receptor signaling pathway. Gene Ontology annotation, molecular function: ephrin receptor binding. The coding region runs from base 1325 to 1942 and encodes 205 amino acids. The transcript has 5 exons. Lineage: Eukaryota; Metazoa; Chordata; Testudines; Testudinidae. Gene Ontology annotation, cellular component: plasma membrane.